AUGGAAGCGUGCUUUUGGAGCUUUGACGGCCCCGGUCUCCGGCCCUCGACUUUGUACCGCAAGCUGUCAUCGAUUGCACAAAGCGUGUGGCGAAACUACCACGUCCCGUGGGACCAGCCGUUGACCAGUCCAACGUCAAUCGCACCGCUGUGGCCCAUGUCCGACAUUCAUGGCAUUGUGCCGUUCCACGCGUGGCCCAAGGAGACGGUCAAGUACAUGAGCGUCAUGGCGCCACAACGCAAGAAGCCUCACCCGAUGAUUACACCCGCUCGCCCAUCCGACGAGGCGGUUAUCGACUACCUCAAGCGUGUACGCCGCCUCCGUCCAUGGGGUAUGCCGGUACAGUAUGACGUCUGGUUCCGCGCGAUGAUGAACAUCCUCCCAACGGGCUCCAAGUUCCGCUUCAAGGACACGCAGGACCCGGACACUACCAAGUGCCCAUACGCGCGUUGCCAGUCGCUCGAAACGCCACGUCAUGUCCUCCACGAUUGCGUGGAUCUGUCGUGGGACAUGUGCAUGGACGUCGACCGGAUCGAGCCGCCCGCGAACCUCGCGAACCUCAAGGAGCCCAUAGUCCAACUGGCGAGCAGCCUUGUCAUGAUCAUCGUCCACAAGUUGUGGACGCACCGCAAUAAAGUCGUACACCAAGACGCCGGAGGGCCGCAGAUCGACAGGAUGGUGCACGAGACUGUGAUCCAGUGGUCCGGCUUUGUCCGCACAGCUUUCCGUGACCCCGAUCGGCCUCUACAAAGCAAGACGCGAAUCGCAACGAUUGUCGCUAUCCUCUGCGAAGACAACAAGUACGCAGAAGCCCAAGCCUACAAUGACGGUAUAUUCAGCUCCCUCGCGCUUCCUCGCCGACUCCCUCGCACCCUCGCAGCGGAGCUCGACGCACUCAACUAG
Molecule: messenger RNA, 903 nt
Organism: Saprolegnia diclina VS20
Lineage: Eukaryota; Oomycota; Saprolegniomycetes; Saprolegniales; Saprolegniaceae
Exons: 2
Coding region: 1-903 (300 amino acids)
Source: RefSeq, a predicted model, not a curated record